Messenger RNA from Nycticebus coucang (slow loris), 1176 nucleotides. It is a transcript of the gene NKAIN1, whose product is annotated as sodium/potassium transporting ATPase interacting 1. The record is from RefSeq and is a predicted model, not a curated record. Gene Ontology annotation, biological process: regulation of sodium ion transport. Bases 377 to 1000 code for a protein of 207 amino acids. The transcript is spliced from 7 exons. NCBI's taxonomy places the organism in Eukaryota, Metazoa, Chordata, Mammalia, Primates, Lorisidae.
CCGAGUGCCCGGGCUGCUGCCCCAGCUGGGCAGUGCUGCUGUGCGCUGCGCCGCGCCGCGCUCGGUGCCCGCGCUCCCCGCCCUGUGCUCCCCGCCAGCCGCCCCGGGGCAGGAGGCGCGCCUGACGGCCGGCCCGGCAGACAAAGGAGGCGCGGCGCGGCGGAGCCAGCGCGGGCGGACGGACCAUGGACUCGGAGCGCGGCCGGCCGGCCCCAGCCCUGGGGACCAGCCGCUCCCGAGCCCGGCCCUAGGCGCCCGGCCCCGCCGCCCGGGGCGCCCAGCGGCGAGGACGCGGCGCCCGCCCCGCGCGGAGGAGGCGGCGGCCGCCGAGCGAAAGGGGUCGCCUCGGCGGGCGGCCCCUGCGGCCCCCAGAGCCAUGGGCAAGUGCAGCGGGCGCUGCACGCUUGUCGCCUUCUGCUGCCUGCAGCUGGUGGCUGCACUGGAGCGGCAGAUCUUUGACUUCCUGGGCUACCAAUGGGCUCCCAUCCUGGCCAACUUCCUGCACAUCAUGGCAGUCAUCUUGGGCAUCUUUGGCACAGUGCAGUACCGCUCCCGGUACCUCAUUCUGUAUGCAGCCUGGCUGGUGCUCUGGGUUGGCUGGAAUGCAUUUAUCAUCUGCUUCUACCUGGAGGUUGGACAGCUGUCCCAGGAUCGGGACUUCAUCAUGACCUUCAACACAUCCUUGCACCGCUCCUGGUGGAUGGAGAAUGGGCCUGGCUGCCUGGUGACACCUGUUCUGAACUCUCGCCUGGCCUUGGAGGACCACCAUGUCAUCUCUGUCACUGGCUGCCUCCUUGACUAUCCCUACAUUGAAGCCCUCAGCAGUGCCCUGCAAAUCUUCCUGGCACUGUUCGGCUUCGUGUUCGCCUGCUACGUGAGCAAAGUGUUCCUGGAGGAGGAGGACAGCUUUGACUUCAUCGGUGGCUUUGACUCCUACGGAUACCAGGCGCCCCAGAAGACGUCGCAUUUACAACUGCAGCCUCUGUACACGUCAGGGUAGCUUCUGCCGGGCGCCGCACCCUUGGCGUCUGGACUGCCGGCGGCUGCCGAGAGCACAGGCCAAGAUGGGCAGGCGGGCGCGCCCUCUGGCGGCUCAUGGACAGACUGCAGCCUGUGCCGACCCCUCCUGGGUCUACAGUCGAAGCGGACUUGGACUUGGCCCUUCCGCAGCCGGGA